Molecule: messenger RNA, 1905 nt
Organism: Exserohilum turcica Et28A
Lineage: Eukaryota; Fungi; Ascomycota; Dothideomycetes; Pleosporales; Pleosporaceae
Exons: 4
Coding region: 77-1831 (584 amino acids)
Source: RefSeq, a predicted model, not a curated record
CCCUCGUUGUUUUCUUCACAUCAUACGCUGCUGAACAACAAUUGCAUUCUAUUUCCUCUCCUUGUUCUGCUCCACCAUGACCGACGCCGACAAAGCCUGGGGUCGACGUCUAGUGAUAUGCUGCGACGGAACCUGGCAGUCUAGUGUCAGCAGCAAGACAAACAUCCCAUCCAAUGUCACCAAGCUCUGCCGGCUAAUUGCCCGUGUCGGCUCAGACAAGAACAACUCUUCCAAAAAAUUUCACCAGAUCGUGUACUAUGAUUCCGGCAUAGGAACAGGAAAUCUGAGCUCUUCUGAACAGAGACGACAAGGCGGCACAGGGGCUGGCUUGGCCGAAAAUGUCAUUGAAGCGUACAACUUUAUCGUGCAAAACUAUGAGCCCGGCGACGAGAUCUUCUGCUUUGGCUUCUCCAGAGGCGCCUACACUGCCCGUGCAGUUGCUGGUCUGGUUUCUGAUAUCGGAGUCAUAGCACCAAUCAGCAUGCAGUUCUUCCCCCGACUGUACAGUCUUUACCAGACAAACAAUGAAGGCGUCGACUUCCGUGAGAUGAAAGCAUGGAGAAUGUUUACCGAAGGCAAGCUAAGCAAAAAGGGAGAAGAGAUGAAGAAACAGGGUCUCGAUGUUACAAAGAUUGAGUUGGAUGAUCUCAAGCUAAUGGCCGAGGUGUGGGAGACUCGACCGCAUGGAGAACUUGCGGUUAGUCCAGACAGCAGAAAGGUGAAAGUCGUGGGCGUUUGGGACACUGUCGGUUCUUUGGGCAUACCGGACAUGGUCGGCCUUGAUAUGGCCUUUGGGAGAACGCAAUAUGGUUUCCACAAUGUCAAGCUGACCGAGAAUAUUGAGCAUGCAUAUCAAGCUCUUGCCCUGGACGAACGGCGCAAGGCUUUCCGUCCAACUCUUUGGUAUAUUCCAAAGGAACUCGUCGAUGAUCCAAACAGGCAUACACCGGAACUCAAGCAAGUUUGGUUCCCUGGUUGUCAUAUCAACGUGGGUGGUGGGUCUGACGAUGGACUUGGGGAGAUGAAAGGCGAUUCAGAAAAUUUAUCGAUGGCUUCUCUAUGUUGGAUGCUCCAAGCCAUCUCUCCGCACUUGACCAUCGAUAGAGAGGCCUUCUCGCUGUUUGUGGCCCAAUACAAGCGUUGGCUUUUCCGCAUCCGCUACGCCUGUACCUUCAACCACCCAAACACUCUGCAGAAAAUGUGGAGUUAUGUUCCCAAGCUACCCAUGCCCUCUAUCUUCGGUGGUGGUGGUAAGGACCUACAGCUUCCGCCUCGUGCCCCGCCACACACGCACGAGAAUUUCGACUUUAGCUGGGGUACCGGCCCGCUUGUAGACUCAUUCACCGCAAUGUAUUACUUGAACGGCAUGCAUGUACGCAUGCCAGGCCACGAGAGCGUCGAAAUAUACAACGAAAAGUCAAAAGCCAACAAGUGGACUAAAAUCCGGGAACUGGGACAUACAAAUGAGUACAUUCACCCCAUCACCUACUUCCGCAGUCUCGUCCGCGGCUGGGAGAAAUACUCACCACUGCAAAAGCCAUGGAACAGGGAGGCUUGGGAAGGGAAGAGCGAUGGCAAGAUGCGGUUUUGGUGGUACAUGGAUGGCGAGCAGGACACGUGUGCGCUGCCCGAGUGGUCCAUUAUGCCGCAUGGACAGGACGAGGAGUUUAAUUUUGAGAGGAAGUGGUACAGUGAGUGUGAAAAGACGGAGAAGACGCUCGACAAGCUGGCCAGUGUAGCCGAGUUUGGCGAGGGACAAGACUUUUUGGACGUACUGGACGAGGAGUUGAAUUUCGACAUGGAUAACCGGCCGCAGCGUUUUGCGCCGUAAGCGGAGAACCUUUUGUCGAUACCCUUUCGAUUUGUCAAGUAGUGUUUGAUAUACCAGAAUGAAUUUGCAUUUUG